ACUGGAUGUACCUGUGCUGGUGACGUCGGGGGUAGGUGAAGACAGGAAGCAGGAAAAGAGAAGGAAUAGCUGGCAAAUAACUGCAUGCAGGACAAGAAAAUAAAAUUACUGGAAAAGGAUCAAAUAUUCUGUGGGAAUCCCGUAACUGGGACAGAGACCUUCCUGGAAGUAGGAAGAUCAUAUUUAACCCUCCAGUUCAAUAACUCUGUAUAAGGAGGCAUAAUCUUUCAAUCAUGUCAGCCUCUGCAGUGUUUGUCCUGGAUCUGAAGGGAAAGGUGAGUGUUCGUUCAUUGUAUCUGGUGUCUCGGAAUGUUCAAGGAGUUGGGUUAUCAGAUCCACCAUGUUUUCCUAGAUAGACAUCACUUCUUUGUUUUGAGGGGCAGAACAUGAAAAGUGCUCCUGUACUGUAAUAUAUAGAAUUCCUAUGUCGCAAGAGAUAAUCAGUUGAUUUAAACAAGUUAUUUGGGUAUCCCAUUUGGAUUCAUUGAUAUCCUUCCUGCGGCAUAUGAAUGCUGAAUACCGUAGGGCAACACGUUCUGUGCAGCAGUGUGUGAAUGUGAGAUGAAAGGAUCAAUAAACACAACCAGACCACAUCAUCUCAGUGCAGUGGCCCUUUAGUGUUAACCCUUGUAGAAACGUUGUCAUUGCAGGGUUAAACACCCCUCUCUCCGAUGUUUUUCUGACAGCCACUAGGGGUACUUCCCUGUGAGAUCAGAGUCAAACUCUGUUCUCAAUCAAAUUCCGGCUCAGCCUCUGCUCUUCCUCUGUCAAAGUCAGCUGGCGGGGAGGCCUAAUGCGCAUGCGCAGCGAGAACCUUGCUUUCCUAUGGAGUUGUGGGUGAAGCUGGAUGUUCUAAUGCAUAGUGUAAGGACGUCCAGUGGUAAUUAGGCGACCAAAAGAAGUCGCCUAAUGACCUGGAAGUCCCUCUAGUGGCUGUCUAGUCGACAGCCACUAGAGGUGAAGUUAACCCUGGCAGGUAAUUAUUGCAGUUUAUUUAAAAUCUGCAAUAAUUACCACUGCAGGGUUAAGGGACGUGGCCCCUGGAACACUGCACUUCAAUGAGCUGAAGUGGUCUGGGUGCCUAUUGUGUCCCCUUAAGUAGACCCCUCAUGCUGCUCACCUUACAGAAUCCUUCACUAAACGUGGUAUCACUGGUCUGUAUCUCGGCUCUGACACCUCAGCAGAGUGAUGACAGGUGGCAAAAUAUAUGAUGGUGAAUGUACACAGACAGGACUAUUCAAUGAAUUGUCAGGAAUUCAAAGUGAAUUUUAAAUUUAAGGCCAAAAUAUCCUAACUGGAAAGAUGAAUCCAAGUCAGCAAUGUUUCACGUUCAUCUACUUUGGCCUUAAAUUUUAAAUUCACUUUGAAUUCCCACCAAUUUUCGCUUCAGUGAAUAACCCUGGCAAAAAGGGGUUUGUAUAUCAAAUACAAACAUUUUAUGAAAAAAAAAAAGUACUGAUUUGCGAGGAGAGUCCAGUUCCACGGUUUGGCUAUUGUGUCCUGAAUUUUGCAGCCUGGUUUUCAGUUCACUAUUUAGUGAAUAAACGCUACAGUCUACCAACAAGCAAAUUAAGUCUGCUAUUUUACCGUCUCGCUUUAAGAAUCAUUCGACAUAUCCCCAAACCACGAUACCAGGGAACAAAGUCAGAAUGGUAGGACUGCAUCCUGAAAUAGGGACUGUCCUGUCAAAACCAGGGUAGUUGGGAGGUCUGCAAGUGAGCUAAAUAUGGAGAUCUGAAAUGAAUGGCAAAGUACUGAGCGUUUUGUGUUCUCAUAAAUUCUCUUUUUUGGCCUUGUUCUUUCUACUUCCUGUUUUACCUUUCACUUGGAUGUUGUUCUACGUUUUCACCAUAGUUUAUUUAACCAAUGGCUUAAAGUGUCUUUAUUGCCACAUCUGAAAAUGCAUUAACCGCUUUGUUAUACCACAACCAAAACAAUGAGAUGAAGUAGUUGUGGUGCUUGGUGUGUCCCUUUUUUAAUUGUGAAAUUCCUUGUACUUUGGGUAAACCAUAAUGUUCCUGAUAAUUGUUAUUAACUAUGAUCUGCUAGUGAUUCCACUAAUUUUGCUAAAUAUUGAACAAGAUAAUUUCUUUCUGUAGCCCCUCAUUUGCAGGAAUUACAAAGGUGACAUCAAUAUGGCGGAAAUUGACCAUUUCAUGCCGUUGCUGGUGCAACGCGAGGAGGAAGGCAAUUUAUCGCCAUUGCUAACUCACGGAAAAGUGCAUUUUUUGUGGAUUAAACACAGCAACCUCUACUGUAUCCUUCACAGCUACAUGCUGACCACUCUUUAUACAAGUGGAAGGGGGGAGUGGUUUGCAUUAUAUGUGCACAUGUGCUGUUUUACUAUAAAAUGAGGGUGGCUAAACCUUUGGCAGUCUUUAUUAUAUAUUAUAAGAGAGUGAUGGAUAAUCUUGGCACCACUAGACAUUUAACUACCCAUACGAUUUUUCUUUAGAGAUAUUAUCUUUUAAAUACCUGUGUUGACUGUAUUGGAAUUUCACUGAAAUAUGAUGUAAUCAACAGAUCUCAUAAUACAUGGCUGACAAAGUUAUGUCAAUACAGUAGGUUUUUGCACAUUGCAGAAGUUCUGUGGAUUUUUGGAACAGUACAAGAUGGACAUGAGAGGUGAAGGCAGACCCGAGAGAAAGAUGUUCGUACACCUAACAGAGAGGUUCAAGUGAAUAUAUCUCUCUUUAGCUUCUCCCACCAGCCGACGCACAUUAAACAGACAUGUCUCCUCGAGUGAUCUUUGUGAGAUAUGCAAAGACUUCUGAAGUGGUAGAGCUGCUUUAAGAAAUGCCUGUCCCUGUUCUUGAGUAUAUUUUUAGCUGUAUUAUACCUGCAACUUUUUGAUUUUGUGGUUUGUUUGUUAUCUUUAACAUUUCAUUGCACCAGUGGUUGCAUUAACCAAUAAGAACGCCAAUGCAUCAUUGGUCUACUCCUUCUUAUACAAAGUGGUAGAGGUAAGUGGCUUGUGUUUAAUUGGGAGGGUGGUUCUCACAUUGAUUUGUUGUAAGGGAAUAAAAAAAUGUUCUGGCUUGGUGUUGGAACUUAAUGGUAUUAAAUAAGAUCUGCUCCCAUUCCUAAUGCUUACCUUCAGAGGGCAGCCGUGUUGGCUGUGUUUGAAUAUUUUUGCCCUCCCUGUUAAUGUUUUCCACUGAUUUGGUGGCAGUUAUGUCCUACCAGCCUCAGAACAAGGCUUGUGAGGGAACAAACUCUCUUUUAAGGCAAUCAAAGGCGUAUGGGAGCUGUAAUUGGACAAUAGCCUUAAGAAAAUGCAUUCAACAAUAACCUCUCUUAUGUUCACCUCCUCAGAAUGGGAGGACAUAUUAAAUUCAUUUAUAAAGUUUGAGUAAAUUAAACCCUUAAAGACACUGAUUCAGAAGUGAAAGACCAGCAUGAUGGAAAAUUUCAGUCAUGUGUCCUUAAGGGGCUAUAGGGGAGGGUUAAUAUAUGGCUGCCCUCCAGCAUGGCCAGAUCUUCUCUUUAACUGUGUUGUGGUGGAAUCUCCAGUUUGCUGUAGUGCUGAAAAUAGAAGUCACAAAAGGGUAAUUGAAUAAAUGGUACUAAAUAUGUAUAAAUAGGCACUCAACAUUAGAGGACAUUGGUCAAGGGCCAAAACAUACCCCCUGCUUGCCUAUAUAUGUUCCUACUGGCAACCAAUGCACAAUGGGAUUUUGAGCACAAUAUGUAACGUGAAUGAAGAAUGUCCACUCUGGGGUAAUUGGCAAGUCAUGACAAAUAGACUACUACACCAAUUUCCCUUAUGUAUAGUCCUCAAUGGGACAUUCCAAAGGUUGCACAGGGACAUGUGGUGGAAUAAAUAAAAAAAUGUGGGUGCUACAGGGUCUUGGAAUAGAGACUAGUUAUUAAACCUACUAUGGAUUCCAUUCCUCAGGUCUUCACAGAGUACUUCAAGGAAUUGGAGGAGGAGAGUAUCAGGGAUAACUUUGUCAUUGUGUACGAGCUGUUGGAUGAAGUUAUGGACUUCGGAUUCCCCCAAACGACUGAGAGCAAAAUUCUUCAGGAGUGAGUAUUAAUGGUUCAUAUUCUGCACAUUGCCAUAAUAGACCAUUCAGAAAGCCUAGAUCAUCAACCUUGAAGUACAUUUCCUCAUUUUAUCAUUACUUACUGUAAACCGAUGCUUCAUUAUAUUAUACAUGGCUCCCAAAAUUUCACUAUGGCCAAUUAAUAAAACAUUUUCUCAGGACAUUAAUAAAUUGGGGGGUAGGGAGGAAAAUAUCAAUGGGAAACUAUCAAGAGCUCAAUGAUAAACGUAAUAAUGAAAUAUGAAUUGGUCUACUAAAGUAUAAAAGGUAGACCGUGUUGAAAACAAAAGGUCAAGCUGCAAGGUUGGAUGUAAAGUUACAGAGAAUAUUUGAUGAAAUAGAAAAGCCAGUCUUUAAUUAAAUAGGAGAUUCCUUUUUCAUGAUAACUUUUUUUUUUUUUUUAACUGAAUAGGUGGUUAUUAUUAUUAUUAUUAUUAUUUGGCCUUUAAGAAAAAUUAAUGUAAAGGGAAUGUAAAGGGAAUUAAUGUAAUAAUUGAUAUUCAUGAGAUUAUUUUAUGGGUUACAACAAUAGACAAACACACAGAACUCCAAAUACUAACCUACAAAGCUUACAUUCUCUAUAAAUGUUGAGUCUUCGGACCCUCCUUGUUAGCCUCUGCUUCACCCUAGCACAUAAUAGUCUUUGCUAAUUUGAACUCUUUCCCGAUGAAUGAAGAUAUAUCACACAGCAAGGCAACAAGCUGGAGACGGCCAAGUCUCGUGUCCCCACUACAGUAACCAACGCUGUGUCCUGGAGAUCUGAAGGAAUCAAAUACAAGAAGAAUGAAGUGUUUAUAGAUGUGAUAGAGUCUGUCAAUCUGCUGGUGAGUGUCAGCUCUGGAGCCUAGCCACUAAAUCUGUGUAUAUAUGUUUACAGCCCACUAGUUACUGUAUACGUGCAUGUCUAGCUUGUGGUUUCAAGCAGUAUUAAGGUCAGGGAGAUUAAAUUUCACCUAAUGAGAGGACACUGACAGAAUCAUGCAUUUAAAGGACCACUAUAGUGCCCUGAGCGUGCCCCCACCCUCAGGGCCCCGCUCCCGCCGGGCUCUAGGGGGUGAAAGGGGUUAAAUUUACCUAUUUUUCCAGCGCCGGGCGGGGGACUCUCCUCGUCAUCGGCUGAAUGAGCAUGAGCCGUGCGCGCAUUCAGCCAGUCCAUAGGACAGCAUUCACAAUGCUUUCCUAUGGACGCUGGCGUCUUCUCACUGUGAAAAUCACAGUGAGAAGUGCCUCUAGCAGCUGUCAAUGAGACAGCCACUAGAGGCUGGAUUAACCCUAUUAUAAACAUAGCAGUUUCUCUGAAGCUGCUAUGUUUAUAGAAGAAAGGGUUAAUGUUUAUAGAAGAAAGGGUUAAUCCUAGCUGGACCUGGCACCCAGACCACUUAAUUAAGCUGAAGUGGUCUGGGUGCCUACAGUGGUCCUUUAAGUGUGAAUGGUCAGGAAAAGUGAAUUUCAAUAUUUCCGACCAAAAAGCUGAAUUGAAAGAUUAACAACUUCGAGAGAAUUCUAUAUCUUACCAUAAAGAAUGUUUGCAUUACUGCUGGGUGAUGAUGUGUAAUAUGUGUGUUAUCGUAUGUAACAGGUGAACACUAAUGGCAGCGUACUGCUCAGUGAGAUUGUCGGCACUGUGAAGCUUAAGGUUUUUCUUUCUGGGAUGCCGGAGCUACGUCUUGGGCUAAACGACCGAGUUCUCUUCGAGUUAACUGGACGUGAGUAAUUUUGGAGGAAAAGGAAUGGAAAACUACCUAGUGGUGACUUUCCAACAAUUUAUUAUUUAGUAAAUGGCUAUAACUGCAUAUUUAGGGCUAAAAUAGCCUAGCUGUAAACCUCAAUGUUUUUCCUGAUUUCGCUAUUCUGGAGUAAAAUUUACUGACACAUCAUGGGUUUCUGAAUGAUUUUGUUGAUCGGUGAGUCAUGUUAAAGGACAACUGUCAAGUUAAAACUGUUUUUUUAAUAUAAUCUUCCUUUCAUCGAGUUGUUGAAGGAAAUAAAUUUGUUUUUAAUUUGUAAAAGUAAAAAAUGAGAGCAUUCAUCCCUACCGCAUACUUCCCAAGGGCGCCGGUGGGAGGGAGGUAAAUGGGUGGGCCAGUGACACAACUGUGUCACUAGCUCCACCCCAAAGAGCGGAUCUGCCAGGAAAGGGGCGGCCCAUCUGAGUUAAAGGGACUCUCCAGUGCCAGGAAGACAAAUCUUUUCCCUGGCACUGCAGGUCCCCUUUCCCUCCCACCUCCCAUCCCCGGUUUCUGAAGGGGUCAAAACCCCUUCAGUGACUUACCUGAGGCAGCGCCGAUGUCCCUCGGCACAGCUUUUGGGUUCGCCCACACUCCUCCCCAUCACCACGUCAUCCGGCGGGGGAGACUGAUCAUGCCUGCCAGUAGGGGAGACCUAAUGCGCAUGCGCGGCAUUAGACCUCUCCAUAGGAGAAUGCUUUCAAUGCUUUCCUAUGGGGAUUUUAGCGACGCUGGAGGUCCUCACACAGCAUGAGGACGUCCAGCGACGCUAUAGCACAAAAAAACUCACAUCCAAUGGAGCAGAGCAGACAGGCGAUUUCUUUGAUUUAUGAUUUAGUAUGAUUUAACUUUACCCUAAUUUAUUUGACAUUCUCAGCUGGUUUUAUGUGGAUCUUGGAUGGAGGAGAGAGAAAGGGGGGGGGGAGUAGAUACAGGGUCAGCAGAUAUUACGGAUCCUCUGUAGAGAUAGCACUCUCCCCUACAGGCAUCCCCUCAGACUUUCAUUUCCUCUUUAGACAGAAAAGGGGUUCUUCUCUUUAGUCUGUGCAGGAUUGUACCAUUGGAUGUGACUCGGAGAAGUGGAAAAAUUAUACUACUCGAUUUAGUAUAUCCUACUAUAUUUAAUUAGUUAUUUUCCUAUGAUGGUAUUGGUUCUAUCAGUGACCACACUUUUAGGGUAACUCUCCUAUAUAUAAGUGAUUUCUUUGCUAUUCUUUCUCUUGUCUGCGUUCUUUUUAGCUUUAGUUUUUGUUUCCGUUAUUAGAUUUAUUAUUAUUAUUUACAUUUUAGUUUAUAGUGACAAAUAAAAGUUAGGUUUUAACCACACACAUGUGGACUCUCGAGGGACUUCCUACUCUGUGACGAUUGGGAGGCAUCCUACCUUUUAUAUAUGACCAGAUACUUCAGCCAUAUACAUGGGCCUCGGGUCAGACCGUGUUUGAAAGCACAGUUAGAAAAAAACGUAGUUUUCACUGCUUCUGUGAAGGAAUCCAUGGCUUGUUCCUGCAAUUUGAUCACUCUGGAAUUAAACGCCGUUAUCAGUCAAUUAAUGAUAAAAGGUCCUCCUUACAGCUGUGCAAUAUUCUCUGUUAAUCAUAUUCAUAUGUUGAAUGUAUACAUAGGAAACAAGAAUAAAACCGUGGAACUGGAGGAUGUGAAGUUUCACCAGUGUGUAAGACUUUCCCGCUUUGAGAAUGAUCGUACAAUCUCUUUCAUCCCUCCCGAUGGAGAUUUUGAGCUAAUGUCCUACCGGCUAAACACACAGGUAUUGCAAUUUCACAACCCUACGAUCAUAGUAAAUAAACGGAUUAGUUAACCAGAGUCUUACCUACUUCAUUGAAUACCAGAUCUACCAUAUUUUUCUUAAAGACAUAUUACUUUUUCAUGCUGGUGGACAGUAUAGGAAAGGUGCUGCCCUGUAAUUUGAAACAUAAAUAAUCAAUAAAAUAAUAAACGCAGCUCCUUUCAUUGAUUAGAAGGUUGUUUGCCAUACUACAGUAUGUGAAUUCUCAUACUACAACCAGUUUUUCAUAUAGACCCUGAUUUAAAGGGACACCAGAACAACUAAGGCUUAAUUUAGUUGUUCUCGUGUCUAUUCAGAGAAAAGGCAUUGUUUACAUUAUUGCCUAGGAACACCUCCAGUGGCAGUCACUCAGACAACCAUAGAGGUGCUUCCUAGGCAGGGCCGUCUUUAGCGCGGGGCAAACGGGGCAGCUGCCCCGGGCCCAGUUGCUCCUGGGGGGGCCCCAGAGCAGCUGCCCCGUGGGCCCCGCGAUUUCAGCAGCCCCCAUGUACCCGGCGGCCGGCGGUGCAGCCGCACCGGCCCGCCAACCAAGGAGGCCCCCGGGUGGCCCAUGCACUAAGGGCCACCCUGUGGGCACGUGGCAGAAGGGGCCCGGUCGGGCGCUGUGACGCUUAAACAGCACGACCGGGCCCCUUCCUGUACCGGCUGGGAGGAAGUGAGUACCGCGUGUCACUUCCUCCCACCGAAGAUAGCCGCGCGGGAGGAGGAAGGCAGAGAGGAGGGGAGUUCCAGAGAAGAACUCCCAUCUGCCUCAGCCUGCCACUGGACCCCAGGGAAACCACCCUCCAUAAAAAGGUAAGAACCUGGAGGGUGGCUAAAUGUAUGUUAGUAUGUGUGUGUGUUAGUAUGUCUGUGUGUGUUAGUAUGUCUGUGUGUGUGUGUGUUAGUAUGUCUGUGUGUGUUUUAGUAUGUGUGUGUUAGUAUGUCUGUGUCUGUGUGUGUGUGUUAGUAUGUCUGUGUCAGUAUGUCUGUUUGUGUAUGUAUGUCAGUAUGUCUGUGUGUGUCUAUGACAGACAUAAUGACAUACACACACACAGACACACAGACAUACACACACACACACAGACAUACUGACACAUACACACACACAGACAUACACACACACUGACAUACACAUACACACACAUACUGACAUACACACACAGACAUAUACACACACACAGACAUAUACACACACAAACAUACUGACAUACACACACAAACAUACUAACACACACAGACAUACUGACAUACACACACAGACAUGCUGACAUACACAGACAUACUGACAUACACCACACAGACAUACUAACACACACAGACAUACUGUGUGUAUGUCUGUGUGUUUGUAUGUCAGUAUGUCUGUGUGUGUAUGUCAGUAUGUCUCACUGUGUUCCAGUGUGUGUGUGUGUAUGUCAGUAUGUCUGUGUAUGUCAAUACGCCUGUCAGCAGGGCCGGACUGGGGAUACAAAGCAGCCCUGGAAAAAAAAUCUAUGCCAGCCCCAUAAGUCAUUGUGCUAUGUAGGGUGUUUAUUUAUAUAUAUAUAUAUAUAUAUAUAUAUAUAUAUAUAUACAUACAUACAUACAUAUACACACACACACACACACACACAAUUGAAAUAGUUGGCUGCACUCUCGGAUUUCCUGAAAAUGUAACUUUUAUUGAAAUAUUUAAGAGAAGAUCAAUGUUUCAGUCCCUCUUGUGGACUUUCGUCACGAUCCUGAUGCAAGUCCACAAGAGGGACUGAAACGUUGAUCUUCUCUUAAAUAUUUAAAUAAAAGUAAAAUUUUAAGGAAAUCCGAGAGUGCAGCCAACUAUUUCAAUUGCCUAUAUAUAUAUACUGGAUACUGGAGCCCUGGUGAUGCAACAGUAUAUAUAUAUAUAUAUAUUUUAUUGAUACAUUUCUUCUUCUAAUUCAAAAUAUUAGUUCUUUUAGGUUAAUUAAAUUAUACAGUAGGAGCAUACUCACACACAGACAGACAAUCUUACUGAUGCACACAAAUAGGCUCAUUGACAGACAAUGACACACACAGACAAGGUUACUGGCACACACACAAAUUUAGUACAGACAAACUGAUACACACACACAGCUUACUAUAGACAAGCUCACUGUCACACACACACGCUCACUACAGACAAUCUCUCUGAUGCGCACACACUCUCCCUACAGACAAGCCCAUUGACACACACAUGCUCCCUACAGAAGAGCUCACUAACACACAGAUUCACUACAGACAAGCUCACUGACCCACACAUGCUCACUAUAGACAAGCUCACGAUCACACUCAUGCUUACUACAGACAAGCUCACUGUACACACGCUAACCACAGACAGGCUCCGACACACCCAUGCUCCUUACAGACAAGCUCACUAACACACACACACAUAUGAUCCCUACAGACAAGCUCACUGACACACAUACAAGCUCACUCACUAGCAGGCACACACACACACACACACACACACACAGAGGCUCCCUCACUAGCAGAUGCGCGCACACGCACACACAGAGGCAGACAGUCACUGACACCCAGGCAGACAGCCACACACACACACAGGCAGACAGUCACUGACACCCAGGCAGACAGCCACACACACACACACACAGGCAGACAGUCACUGACACCGAGGCAGACAGCCACACACAUACACAGGCAGACAGCCACACACUCACACACACACACACACACACACAGGCAGACAGUCACACACACAGGCAGACAGUCACACACACAGUCAGUCACACACUCACACAGACAGUCACAGACACAGUUACACACAGACACAGUCACACACUCACACAGACAGUCACACACUCAUACAGACAGUCACACACUCAUACAGACAGUCACACACAGUCACAUGCUCACACAGUCACACACUCACACAGUCACACACAGACAGUCACACACUCACACAGUCACACACACUCACACACUCACACACACAGUCACACGCUCACACAGACAGUCACACACAGUCACACACUCACACAGACAAUCACAGACAGUCACACACUCACACAGUCACACACUCACACACAGAGUCACACACAGACAGUCACACACAGACAGUCACACACAGACAGACACACACACACAGACACAGACAGUCACACAGACAGUCUCACACAGACAGUCACACAGACACACUCACACACACAGUCUCACACAGUCACACACAGUCUCACACAGACAGUCUCACACAGACAGUCUCACACAGACAGUCACACACUCACACAGACAGUCACACACAGACAGUCACACACUCACAUAGACAGUCACACACAGACAGUCACACACUCACACAGACAGUCUCACACAGACAGUCACACACUCACACAGACAGUCACAGACAGUCUCACACAGACAGUCUCACACAGACAGUCACACACUCACACAGACAGUCACACACAGUCUCACACAGACAGUCACACAGUCUCACACAGACAGUCUCACACAGACAGUCACACACUCACACAGACAGUCACACACAGUCUCACACAGACAGUCACACACUCACACAGACAGUCACACACUCACACUGACCUCCUUCUUACCUCCUGUUUGUUGCUCCUGGAGGCUGGUUGUUGGGGAAGCAGGGACUCCUUCCUGCUUCCCAUGCUGCAGUCAGCCAGGCCGCCGCACAGUAAGCCCCGCCCCCGCCGCACAGUAAGCCCCGCCCCCGGCACGCUAAGCCCCGCCCCCGCUGCAAAUUUUUUUAAAUUUAUUUUUUAUGAUCCCGCCGGCCAUGUGUGAGCUGUGACGGCCGCCAGGCUCCCCCUGCUCCCAUGGGGCUCUGUGCGGCCGCACAGCUCACACAUAGCCGGCCGGGAUCAGGGCUGUCAGACCGGCCCCAGGUGCCGCGGCCCACCGGGAAAUUUCCCGGUAUCCCGGUGGGCCAGUCCGGCCCUGCCUGUCAGUGUAUGUGUCUGUGUGUGUCUGUGUCAGUAUAUCUGUCAGUGUAUGUGUCUGUGAGUAUGUAUGUGUCUGUGUGUGUAUCAGUAUGUCUGAAUGUGUGUCAAUGUUUGCCAGUAUAUAUUUUUGUGUCAGUGUAUGUGUGUGUCAGUAUGUAUCUGCGAAUGUUUUAAUGUGUCUGUCUGUGUGUGUGUCAGUAUGUCUGUCAGUGUGAUUGCGGGUUGGGCGUAAUGGGGAGGGAGGGUGCAGUGACAGGGCCCAGGGGGCCCAAGAAAAGGCUUUGCCCGGGGUCAUAUUCAUAUUAUAGACGGCCCUGUUCCUAGGUCAGUGCUGUACAUCGUGCAGCAUUGACAUUCAGUGUCUCCACAGCCUGCAUGGAGGCGCCGAACUUUCCCUAUAGAGAUGCAUUGAGUCAAUGCACCUCUAUGAGGAGAUGGUGAUUAGCACAGGGUGGUAGUUUGCAGCACAUGCACAUCAGCCUCCCAAUCCUUUCUUAUGGGGAAGUAUUGGGUUGUCAGAGAUCAUCAAGUUUGAUCUUAGCCUAGGGGGCGGAGCAUGGGUGGGGCCACCCGAGAUCCGACACGCAAGGCGUAUUUUUUUUUUUAAAUAAUUUUUUGUUCAUGUUGGAGAAACCUGCAAUAUUUAUUUAUUGCAAAAGAUAAAGAUAUUUUUGUUAUUUGUGAAGACAAACACAGCAUGAUUAUGAGUCCAAAAAUGACACACCCUUAACUUGUGUUGAUGCCCAGAGUGUGCCUGAAGUAUCUUUUUAAACAAUUUACAUGGUGUUAAAGCAGUAUUUUAUUUGCCCACAGGUGAAACCUUUGAUCUGGAUUGAAUCUGUCAUUGAGAAAUUCAGCCACAGUCGAGUAGAAAUUAUGGUGAAGGUAUGUGGCAUUAAGUAUAUGUGUGUGUGUGUGUAUAUGUGUGUGUGUGUGUGUGUGUGUGUGUAUGUAUGUGUGUAUGUGUGUGUAUAUGUAUGUAUGUAUAUAUAUAUAUAUAUAUAUAUAAUAUAAAUAUAUAUAUAAAUAUAUAUAUAAAUCACUGACCUGUUAUGGCUUUGGUUGGCACCAGAAUGACUCCUUAAACACCCCGGUUAGAGCAACACUGAUCUUUACAGAAGCAGUUAGUACAGUGACCUUACACUCCAACCACAGGGUGACAGGGACAGGAGGGAGCUAUAGAACAUGGAGUCUGUCCCUCCCAGCACAGGGUGACACAGACAGGAGGGAACUAUGGGACAUGGAGUCUGUCCUUCCCAGCACAGGGUGACACAGACAGGAGGAAGCUAUGGGACGUGGAGUCUGUCCCUCCCAGCACAGGGUGACACAAACAGGAGGGAACUAUGGGACAUGGAGUCUGUCCCUCCCAGCACAGGGUGACACAGACAGGAGGGAGCUAUGGGACGUGGAGUCUGUCCCUCCCAGCACAGGGUGACACAGACAGGAGAGAGCUAUGGGACGUGGAGUCUGUCCCUCCCAGCACAGGGUGACACAGACAGGAGGAAGCCUGGCGGACGGAUUCAACCCCCGUCCCAGCAGCCAGGGUGAUUGGCCAGACAGGAGGUGAGCUAUGGGGACGUGGGGAGCCCUGUCCCUCCCAGCAGGGUGACACACAGGGUGACAGGAGAGAGCCAUGGAUCGGGAGUCUGUCCCUCCUCCAGCACAGGGCAAGUGACAAGGCAGAAAGAGGGUGGUGCCAAGUGGGAUCGUGAGCCUGUCCCUCCCAGUGCACAGGGGUAGGACACCAGGAGGGUGUCUCAUGGGAUUAUGUAUGGAGUCUGUCCCUCCUAGUACAGGGUGACACAGACAGGAGGGAGCUAUGGGACAUGGAGUCUGUCCCUCCCAGCACAGGGUGACACAGACAGGAGGGAGCUAUGGGACAUGGAGUCCGUCCCUCCCAGCACAGGGUGACAGAGACAGGAGGGAGCUAUGGGACAUAUAGUCUGUUCCUCCCAGAACAGAGUGACACAGACAGGAGGGAGCUAUGGGACAUGGAGUCUGUCCCUCCCAGCACAGGGUGACACAGACAGGUGGGAGCUAUGGGACAUGGAGUCUGUCCCUCCAAGCACAGGGUGACACAGACAGGAGGGAGCUAUGGGACAUGGAGUCUGUCCCUCCCAGCACAGGGUGACACAGACAGGAGGGAGCUAUGGGACAUGGAGUUUGUCCCUCCCACCAAAGAGGGAGACAUGCAGAACAUUAUAAGCUAUAUAUUAAAUCCCCUCUCUUAUCUUUCUCACUGUUGUAUUUAGGCUAAAGGUCAGUUUAAGAAACAGUCGGUGGCAAACAAUGUGGAGAUUUCAGUUCCUGUUCCCAGUGAUGCGGAUUCUCCAAAAUUUAAAACCAGCGUGGGGAGCGCCAAAUAUGUACCAGAAAAAAACGUUGUGGUCUGGACUAUUAAAUCAUUCCCGGUGAGAAGGUUUUGUUGAUUAGUCUUUCUAUGUUCGUGUGAUUGUCUGAUUGUUAACAUAUUUUAUAUAUUCAUAUAUUAACAUAUCCAUUUUUUUUCAUUCUUUAGGUGGAUGACGUUAGGUAAUCUAUGUAAUAGAUAUAAAAGUAUUCUUGCCUACUUAGAUUACUCUUCUACUUUAAAUGCAAGGUAUCCGAUUUUAUUAAGACACGGAGGCUCCUAUUAUGCUGCACUCUUUCUUUAUUUACCUCAGCAGCAAAGAAAUAUAACAUUAAAUCAGUAUAGAAGAAACCAGUAAAUAACAUGAGGUAUAUCUUCCUAGCAACAGGAACAGCCAAUCAGCAUCCUCUUUAUAGCAUAAUAGGCAGUGUCCAGUAUACUACUUCCUCUUUCUUUGCUGCUCCCUCAGUUAUGUGACACUUGGUCUCAUGGUUCUUAACUGUGGGAUCUUUUACUUUACUUUAUUCAUAUCAUUACUGUGAUUAAUAUAGUUAUUAUUAUAGUUAUUACAUUUUAAUUAUAAUAUUUCCAUGUUUAUAAAUAUAUUUAGUCACUUCAUUUUAACUUAAUUUGAUUUAUUUACUUAAUUUAUAUGCUUUAUUGUAUAUCCUUUGAUAAUUUAUUUCCCCUCUGACCUCAAGAUUACCAUCAAUUGGGGAUCAGGGACGUCUUUGAGGAUCUUUAUCCCCCGCACAGGGCCAUUGUGCUGUUUUUUUCCCUUCAUUUAUCUGUCUGGCUGCUGCUCUGCCACCAACUGCCAGAAAUCCAAGUUGGGGUUUAGUUAUAGCGGCAGCCGGGCAGCUCCUUUGUCUUUAUACUACAAUUGCUAUUUUUUUCACUAUUGUGAGUACUUUCAUUUCUUUAUCCUGUUUAGUGAUUUAUUUUUUACUUGAGGGUUACUCAGCCCUUUCCUUUUGGUAUUAUUUUACUUUAUUUAUCCCCUUAGGUUUGUUUGUAUAUUUUUGAUGCAGUCUGACAGGAUCUUUCUGGGUCUACAGCAAACAUGCAGAUUAAUGUAGAAGCCUCUCCAGGUAUCUCUGGAGAUGAGGCUGAAUUUAUGCUUUACUGAUCCUGCUGACAUGCAGGCUUUAAUUGACACUUUCAUUGGCAAAAGCCCCUGGUGUCAGGCCACAAUGCCUCAUAUAAGGCUAAAAACACUCCUCCAAAACAAUAGAGAUGGACAGUACCAUACUUGUCACGGAUGGCGCGAUUAAUUUACCACCGCGCAAAAGAGCUACUAGUCGGGCAAAAUCGACUAGACUUUGAAAAAGGGCAAAAGCCCAAUUGAACUCUAAAUCUGAGCUCAGGGAUAUUGAGGAGGAGUUCCCUGAGUACUAUAUGGGGGUGUACUUUUACUCACACCUGCUCUGCUUCAGCCUGGCUGCAAGGCCUCAUAUAAGGCUAAACACUCCUCCAAAACAAUAAAGAUGGACAGUACCAUACCUGUCACGGAUGGCGCGAUUAACUUACCACCUCGCAAAAUAGCUACUAGUCUGGCAAAAUCGACUAGACUUUGGAAAAGGGCAAAUGCCCAACUGAACUCUGAAUCUGAGCUCAGUGAUAUUGAGGAGUAGUUUCCUGAGUCCUAUAUGGAGGAUUCAGAGGAUAUUUAUGAUCCUGAUUAUGAAAUUACUGAUGAAGAGGAUGCUAAUCCCGUUUGGGAUACACGUCCUGUUAAACCUACCAAGAUUUAGGUAAAUUAUGCAGACUCAGGGACACCGAUAGGAUCUUGGACACUCAAUAUGAACUGCUAUUCGAAUCUGACAACCUAUGUCACCCAGUGGUCUCCUCAGACCAUGUAGCCAAGUAUAUUGCAUCCAGAGUACGCAAGCCUUUUGAGAAGGCAAAGUGAAAUAAAUUGCGGGCUGAAUGGCCACGCCGAACAGUCCCUGAUGACUCACGUAAAACGCUAUCAGUCGAUCCUAAGAUCAUUCAAUUCCUGAGUAAGACAGGAUGGAAGCCCUUUAAAGGCUUAGAUUUUAAUUGCAAAACUGUCAGGAUAAAAUCCUGGGCAUCUUGGGCUCAGCAGCCAAGAUCUUUGAAGCAGUAGAGGAUGAUCUAGAAUUAGAUUGCGCAAUCUUAAGUGGUUAGAUCCAGAGAGUGAUUUAAGUUGGCAACGCCAACAAUGCGGUUGUCGCAGAACACCACAAAUCGAUCUUGCUUAAAAUUGAGCACAAACGUUUAACUAUGGCUCUGGACGAGCCAGAUAACACAGGCAAAAGGUUUUCUCUUUGGGUACAACUUUGUAAAAGAAUUGGGCUCCUUUGUCCUGCUAAACAAACAGAAGUUCUUUUAGACAGAACCAAGGCUCUUAUACUUGCCGAGCCGAUUUCUUUGAACAAUGCACUAUACCAACCUCCUUCCCACAAAGUGGUCGACCCUGGGUUGUUAGUGGCCUAAGAGGUGCUCCUAAGAAGUCUUCACAAUUUCCAUUCUUCCUUACUGAUAGUGGGGGGCAGACUCACACAUUUUUCCCAUGUAUGGUCCCUCGUUUCAUCAGAUGCUUAGGUUCUUCACACUGUGAAAAGGUAUUGCAUAGACUUCCUUUCUCUAACUGUUCAAUGUUCCCCAUCGAGGGAAAUUGUUUUUCCCCAAUGAGACACAGACCUUGUCUCCGUGGACAAUCAAUCGUAGAGAUUCCGGCCCAUACCCUGGGUUACGUGAGCAACCUUUUCUUGUUUCCCAAAAAAGGCAUAGGUAUCCGUCCAGUGAUAAAUUUGAGACAGCUCAAUAGUUAUGAGCAUAUCAGUACUUCCAAGAUGGAAGGAGGGCAUUGUUUAAGGUAUCUUCUCCAACCAGCAGAUUGGGUGGCCAAAUUGGAUCUGCAGGAUGUAUAUCUCACAGUGCCUAUCACAGUACAACAUCAAGAUUGAGAACUUCCUGCAAUUUACAUGGUAGGGCAGUAAAUAGAAGUUCGGGUGCCUCCCAUUCGGACUGUCUUCGGCUCCAUGGUGCUUCACCAAGCUCACGUCUUAUAAUAUAUUUAGACAGCAUUUUCAUUCUGGCUCAGUCUAUUCAAUUAAUCCGGACAUACCUUGCAUGGACUUUGACUCUGUCAAUCCAUUAUCGUUCCCACGCAACAAAUCAAAUUUCUGGGUUAUAUUGGAUUAUUGUAGAUUCUACCCUUCAAACUCUACACCUUCCGGGGGCAAAAUUAGCAAAUAUCAAGAAGGAGAUAGGCGAACACUAGCAACCUCUCAACUCUCUCUCAAACAACUGUUUAAUAAUGUUAGGCCUUCUAGCUGCAUCUAUACAGGCCAUUUUUCCAGGUCUUCUUGGCUAUCGAGCCUUACAACGAUUACAAACUUCAUCUCAAGGGCAGCACAUCAUACACAGAUAUGGUAACUCUGGACUCAGAAGCGGAGGAUGAACUCCAAUGGUGGCUUCUUCACAUGGAAGCUUGGAAUGAGCGCACCAUAUUUUGUACAGCUCCAGAUGUGAUAAUCAAAUCCGACGCAAGUUUGGACAGUUGGGGUGCUCAAUGCGGAUAUAUUUCCACCAAGGGCAGAUAAUCAAACCUGGAACCGACACUCCACAUCAAUUGUUUGGAACAUCUGGCCGGUUCCUUUGCAGUCCACAGUUUCUCCCCAACUCAAGCCCAAUGCGCCAUCCUUCUGAAGAUGGACAACAUGUCAGCAGUCCGCUACAUCAAUCACUUGGAGGCACAAAAUACAACAUUCUGACCUACAUGCUUCGUGAUUUCUGGAAAUUUGACCUGAUAAACGGCCUUUCAGUCACGGCAGAAUAUAUUCAAGGUCUCUCCAACACUACGGCGGACUGGUAUUCACACCAACGCAGAGAUUCCAGCAACUGACACUUGGAUUCCAUGGUCUUCCAAGACAUCUGGAACCUAUGGGGUCUAUUGGAAAUAAAUCUUUUUCGCCUCUAGUUUGAAUGCUCAACUUCCCCAUUUUUUCAGUUGGAGACCAGAACCGAUAGCACUGGCUAUGAAUGUUUUCUCCAAGGAAUUACGAUUUUCUGCCCUUUGCACUGAUUCCCUGUUGCCUUUCCAUCUACAUUGCCAGUCCGGCACCUGGUGAUCGUGGCUCCUAUAUCGCCGUCCCAACCAUAGUUCUCUCCUCUUCAGGAGAUGGUUAUCGACCUUCCAGCUCUCGAGUGCCUUCUUCAGGAUGCUGAUGGAGUACCUCAUCCCCUUGUUCUCCAAGGUCUCUUGCAUCUCAUAGUGUAGUCUAUUUCAGGGAACCUUGGUCUGUGAAGGGAGUUUCGCAAUCAACUCCCCAACUUAUCAAGGGUGCACCCAACACGAGACAGGCUUAUAAAUCUGCUUGGAGCAGAUGGAAUAGUUGGUGCAUGAAAUUAAAUUUAAAUCCCAUAUCUGCUCCUUUUAUAUCUGUCCUCCAUUUUUCUGACUUCUAUGAUGAAGGUACAGCCUAUCGCACUGUAAACCUUACCGAUCGUCCAUUUCUGCUUGCCAUCAAAGUUUCGAUUGGACGCCUGUUGGUUGACAUCCUGUCAUAUGUUGACUUCUCUGGGGAAUAUGGUUUGCUCAUUCACCCUUACCACGAUACUCUGUCUUGUGGGACGUCUCUAUUGUCUUGAAUUUUUUUCUUGCAAGAGGUUUUUCUGAUGUACGAGCUCUUGAGGUGGUUGCUCGUUCCUUUACUCCAGAAGGUGUCCUCUUUGACAUUUCACGGAGGACAAAAAUCUCCUCUAAAAUCAAUUUGACCCAGUUUUCCCUGAUAGAUCUCUCCUUUGCCCUGUUGCAUACUAAUGGGUGUGUGAACAUCGUUCCACCACGUUACGGAAUCCUUUCAAACAGGAACUCUUCAUCUCCUCCUUCCAAAAGUCGCGUCUUCCGGUGUCUACUCUAGCCUGGUGGGUCAAAUACGUUAUGUCUCUACCAGGUAUUGAUACCUAUGUGUCUGUGCCUCAUUCGGUUCGUGGGGCAAUGGCUUCUAAGGCUUCCUCGAUUGGUUGUUGCUUGGAGGAUAUUAUGAGAGCGGCUGGUCUUCGGAGUCUACAUUCCAUGAUUUCUACUCUAGACCUAUUCAACACUUCACAGGAGACAUAAUUUCACAGCUUUGAACUAGCAUAAUAAGAGCCUCCGUGUCUUAAUAAAAUUUACAGAUUUUACUAUUAACUUGACGUAAAGUCAUGAUUUUAUUAAUGACACAGAGGCGAGUAUUAUCCCUCCCUCCCAUCCCUGGAGGUUGGAGGUUUGGUCUUCUCUGGGUAGGUUGACUUCACGGUAAGUCUUUUUUGAUUUACCGAGUUUUAUCCUUGUUAAUGACUGUCAAGAGUUUAAGGUUUGACUAAACUGAAUUUCAUGUUAUGUGUGUGUGUGUGUAUGUGUGUGUGUGUGUGUGUGUGUAUAUAUAUAUAUAUAUAUAUAUAUAUAUAUAUAUAUAUAUAUAUAUAUAUAUAUAUAUAUAUAUAUAUAUAUAUAUAUAUAUAUAUAUAUAUAUAUAUAUAUAUAUACACAUGCGAAUUUAUGCAUGAAUCCAGUUUUAUACUUGGAUAUUACCAUAUUCUCCUUUCUCUUCCAGCUUGACUUUGAGAUUUAGUUUAAGGUUUGUAUACCCUCUUAUUGGAGCCCACUUUUUAUUUGGAUUUGUUGUCCUUGUUCGGGAUCGCAAGAAAGAGGAAGUAGUAUACCGGACACUGCCUAUUAUGCUAUAAAUAGGAUGCUGAUUGGCUGUUCCUGUUGCUAGGAAGAAAUACCUCAUGUUAUUUACUGGUUUCUUCUAUACUGAUUUAAUGUUAUUUUUGCUGCUGAGGUAAAUAAAGAAAGAGUGCAGCAUAAUACUCGCCUCCGUGUCAAUAAUAAAAUCAUGACUUUACGUCAUGUUAAUAGUAAAAUCUGUAAAUUCCCUUCCAGAGACAAUGUCUUUAAAUCAUGAAGUGGUCUGGUGCUGGUGUCAUCGGGACAUUUUCGUCUAUAGUUUCGUUGAUCACUCGACCUACCGUUUCCCAAAUGGCCAGAUGAGGGAGCAGUCCCACCAUAGGUGGAGAAAUUACCCAGUCUCCAUUCCGCAUUGCCAGCACGUGUUUGAUUUCGAGCUGUCCCUAGCAUGUAGGUUCGCUGGGGUGAUGUACCAUCUCGUAAAUACUUUAUAUGAAUUUUCUUGGAGCCUCGCUGAUCUUCUGGGGUCUUCUGGGUGAGUGUAAUGAUUUUAUCCCAGUCUGCGUCCGUGAGUGUUUCGUCAAAGUCUUCUUCCCAGCGCCUGAUGCACGGUGGUGCCAGAAGGCAUCGUCCCGUUGUCAUGGGGUGUAUAUCUGGAAUAUCACUCUCGGGGGGUGCAUCUGACAGGCACGGUGACUCAAACUCCGUACAAUCCCGUGUAAGGCUCGGUCGUUGGGGGAUCGAACGUGCAUAUCGCUAUAGUUGUUCCCUUGUUAUAGUGUGUAGGAAGGUGUGCCUUUGGUCUGGAAACAGGUCUGCAAUAGGCUUUAUUGUGCAUGGGGGUGUGAGUAUGUCCACCAUCUGGGGUAUUGCGGUGUUGAUCCUCAAUCUCAGGGUGGGGCCCAUGUCUCCUGCCGGGAAAUCCGGGUUUCCCCUGAGGGGGAGUAGAGGGCUCGGGUUGGUAGUGAGAUAGUAUUUGGGGCCGUUUUGAUGCUAGAUACGGAGGGUGGCUUUCACAAAUGGAUUAGCGUGUUGGGUGCGUCGGCUCGCUUCUUGUUUGAGCAACGGCAGGGCUCUAAGGUUGCAAUCAGAGCUAUCCGCUUCUAGUUGAACCCAUAGUUUGUCUAGUGGUGUUGUCGACCAACUGAUGAUUCGGGUGAGGUGGGUUGCAACGUAGUACUCCCUGAAGUCGGGAAGAGCCAGUCCCCCUUUGAGUUUAGGGAGUGUCAGUUGGGAGUGGACUAUUCGGGGGGACCUGCCCUUCCAUAUGAAGUGAUGGACAGCCGCUUGGAUGGAUGUAAAAAAGCUCUUCGGCACUGCAACGGGUAUUGUUUUGAAGACGAAUAAGAAUUUAGGGAGUAGGGUCAUCUUCACCGCGUUGAUGCGGCCUAGCCAUGAUAUGUAAUAGGUGUUCCAGGCUUGAAGUUCUGCCUGCGUAGUCUUGAGAAGUGGUAGGAAGUUGUGAUGGUAUAGGUCCGCCAGGUUUGGUCUGAGCCAUACCCCUAGGUACCGCAUCUCGGUGGUGCACCAGUGGAAGGGAAAGUGGGUGUGUUUGACAUUGAGAAUAAUAAAAUCUAAGCCCAAGGCUAUCUGUGAAAACAGGUACCCUUUCCUGGCCGAAUACCUUGAUGAUACUAUUGUAAUUAUUAAAGUGAUAUUGAUUAGAGAAAGUUUAAUACACACAUUGUUUCAUGGAAUAUGUCCGUAUAAAAUAAAGAUUACUAAGAUUAUUAUGUGCAUCGGUCUCUGCAAUAAUUAUAUGUGUGCUUUUGUCUCCUUCUGAUACAACUUGCUAUAUUAUUUGAUUUGUGAGAUUGUCACAGACCCAUCCCUGCUUCUGUUUUUUUUUUUUUUUAAGAACCCCGUACCCCAGGCCUCCGAUAUAAUUGAUGACAGAGAUUUAACUUGUCUUUUUUUUUUUUUUGGUUGUUUCAGGGAGGGAAAGAAUACUUGAUGAGGGCACAUUUUGGCUUACCGAGUGUGGAAACCGAGGAGAUGGAGGGAAAACCACCAAUAGGCGUGAAGUUUGAAAUACCCUAUUUCACAGUGUCUGGCAUUCAGGUACGUAAGGCACAAUGCCAAUGAUAUAUGUUUAAUGGGUUAAAGGGUCAGUCCCACUGUGGAUCAUAGUGACCUAAUGACAGUGACAUGUUUAGUGGGAUAAAGGGUGAGUCCCACUAGGGAACACAGUGACAUGUUUAAUGGAAUAAACGGUCAGUCCCACUGGGGGUCACAGUGAACUAAUGACAGCGACGUGUUUAAUGGGUUAAAGUAAUGGUAUAACCUGUUUUGAUACGCUGAUAUAACAGUGGAUUUGUAUUCUUGAAGGUUCGGUAUAUGAAGAUUAUUGAGAAAAGUGGAUACCAGGCACUUCCUUGGGUGCGGUAUAUAACUCAGAGCGGAGGUAAGUGGACAAGCAGAUACUCCAUGGAAACUAGAAACGGCAAAUAUCUAACUGGAAUCCAGACAGAGAUUGUAGCUGGAGUACAUUUUGUUCCAGGCAGCUUCUUAUUCUCAUAGCAACAUCUGUUAAUUAAGUAAAUUAUACUAAAUCAUAAUAAAACUGCUGGCCUUCUCUUACUGGCUUUAUAAAAACAAAAUCUCUUGGAUUGUAGCCGAAAUUUGCAAAUUUACUUUGAAUUCCCAUUAAAGUCAUGACAAUUCAGGAUUUUCCACAAAAUAUAAAAUUAGAAUGAAUUAAAAUUCAAACGGCAAAAUGCAGGCUAAUAUAGUCAAGCCAAGACUUUAGCCGAGUUGGCUAAUUUUUCCAGAUCGACUACUUUAGCCUGCAUUUCGCCAUUUAGAUUUUUACUUCUUUGCUACUCGAUGUUUUGCGAAUAACCCUAUACCUAUAUUGGUGCAUACAAUACAUUUAUCAAUAUUGUGUAUUUCUCAAACAGAUUACCAGCUUCGGACAAACUAAACAACUCUAAAUUUGAAGAAAUGAUCCCUCCAGUGAAUUGAAUGUUUCUUUUUGUCUUCUAUAUCCUAAAAUAAAUAUGCACCAAAACAGAUAUAUUUUUGGAACAAAACUGUUAAAUGUAACUAUCACUAGGCAAUUUCUAAAAAUACUUUUCUAUCCCUGAGGCUGUAAGUAGUAAUUAUGUUUUACUAAUACUAAUUACUAAGGUAAUGUGUGUUGCUAUUUUAUAUCAGCAUGCUUUUUAUUAUUUACUAAAUCCAGAAUUUUGGUGAAUGUAAAAAGAAAAUUAAAAAAAUUAUUGCUAGACACAGGCGUUUAUUUACUAAAUGUGUACUAUAAAAAAAAAGAAGUUAGCAGCAUAAAUAAAUAACUAUAUAUUGCAACCAUGGCAGUAAUGCACAGUGACAUCAUGGUACCUGUAUAGAAAGAGAGGUUUAUAUACUCAGCAAUGUAUUCUGGGAAAUUUGCAACCAACUUGCAAAAUGGAGGCCAAAGUAUUGAGCUGGUAGAUAUUUAAAUAUAUAUAUA
Messenger RNA from Pelobates cultripes (western spadefoot toad), 22921 nucleotides. NCBI's taxonomy places the organism in Eukaryota, Metazoa, Chordata, Amphibia, Anura, Pelobatidae. The record is from the annotation of a GenBank genome assembly.